AUGCGCGUGGACAACAGCAGGGAUCGCUCGUUUGGACGAUGUACGAACAUCAGCAUCCGAAACCAAAGCACGAUGCGCACACGCUGGCAGCGCUUGCAGCAGCACAUCUCCUCUUGCUGCAGGUGGUGUUGCUCCUCCCCCUCAUGGCCCAGUGGUCCGGCCAGCACGGAGCUGAGGAAACGCUACAAGGAGAUGGAGGCAAGCUACGAGGGAAUCGUCACCUUGCAACCGAACAGCAGAGGCAUUGAUGACUACUUCAUCAAGGGACCGAUGCUUGGGCAAGGCGGCUUUGGCACGGUUUGCCAGGCCACCCCCACGAAGCGGGCCAUCAAAGCACAGCCCGCUCUCAAAGAGGGGAAGGGAUACGCCCUGAAACGCGUGAAGUUGCCCUUGCGCGAUGCCGAGAUUGAAAUGAUCUCGAAGAGCCUCUUAGGCGUCUCUCCCGCACGGAUGCUGCAGUUCCUGAAGGUGAUUGGAGGGCCCGAGGCCACCCAGCAGCAUGUGACGCGGAACCUCUUGCGGGUCUUGGAAAUCCCACACACCAUGCACAUCGCCAUGGAUCUGCUGGAGGGUCCAACGCUCCGGGACUGGAUGAUGGAGAACAAGGCGCGUGUGCCAGAGCCCCUGGCGGCGGAUCUCACGACGCAGAUGCUCAAGGCUGUACACUUCCUACACCGCGUGGCCGGGGCGCUGCACCGGGAUGUGAAACCGCAAAACUUCGGCUUCACCCAAGCCCUGCGCCAGGAUGAGCCUGCCACGCUGCAGCUUUUCGAUAUGGGCUUGGUUUAUGUGCUCCCUGAGCCCAUCGUGGAAGCCACGGCUCAUGAGCUCUACGCCCUGGGCUUGGGCGGUACCAUGCACUGGAUCCCGCCGGAGACGUGGGCGGGCUACAGCGGAGCAUGCAGCGAUAUCUGGGGCAUUGGUCUCAUUCUGCAUGUGCUGCUGCUGCGGCAACUGCCCUUUGGCCUGCAGUAUUGCGAGGACCGAGAUGCAGUGUACCUAGCGGUCAAGGAGUGUGGCCCAGUGCAGCGCGUGAGCGGCGAAGCCUCCGCAGAAGCCUUGCAGUUGGUGCAGCAGCUCCUCUCCAAGGAUCCGUCGCAGCGCCCCAGCACCGCCGUGGCGCUGCAGUGGCCCUGGCUCCGCACGGCGCAGGCCUCGUCGCCGCCGUCCUCGCCGUCGCCGCUGUCGACGUCCAGGCGCCGCACGGUGGCCGCGGCCGCGGCGCAGCGCCAGGUGCAGCUGCCGGCGGAGACGGAACGGUGGAAGGAGCGAUCUUUUUGGCACUCCUUGAUGUUGAAGUCUUCAGACUUUUGGUCCAAAGCUGACUGA
This is a messenger RNA of Cladocopium goreaui, 1329 nucleotides long. The record is from the annotation of a GenBank genome assembly. Lineage: Eukaryota; Dinophyceae; Suessiales; Symbiodiniaceae.